GUGUGUGUAAGUUAGUGACUGAGUGAGUGGGUAAGAGAAAGAGAAAAAGGGAGAGACAGGGAGAACAGAGAGAGGGGCUGUGGGGGAAUCCAGGUCAUCCGAGCAGCACAGAGGUGCACGUCUGAUGGAUAGCCUUCCAAAGCAGACUCUGACUUCUCUCCUCACUGCUGCAGAGGUAUUUCGAGUUCUGCGGAGAUUGCUAGGAUAAAGAAAAAGUUGUUUGAAAAACAAACCGGAACUGUGUCUUCCGCUGAUAGCGACAGCCGCUCGCGACGCUCCCCUCCCGUGUGCGCGCUCCUCCAGAUGUUUCGCGUCUCGCGAGGGAAUUCAUUGGUCUUUUAAAAAGGAGAACACGCUCUGUGACAUGUCUGCCUUUGCUCCUGCACGGCUACCCGCUCGCACAUAACCGACUGUCAUGGAACCCAUUUAAUUGGUCCCUGACACCAGCAGUGGAUAAAAGAAGAAAGGUUGGAAAAGGAAAGAAGUGGGUUCAGUAAAUGUUCGUUAGUGGCGCCCGUUAAGAGAGGCGGUUGAGAAUGGAGUUGGCCGCUUUCCUGCCGCUGCUCUUUGUCAGGAUGAGUUUGUUUGCGCUCUGGAAUGCGAGCCCCUCGCGACAGACCCAGCGCGAGGAGUACAACAGCGAGAACGUGAUUGACCUGCUGGAGGCCUUGAAUGUGACCCGUGGCGGAGUGAGGGGUGUGACAAAGGUCAAAGGGCAGGAGGCGGGGCUUGUGGCUUGGCGUUUCCGCUCGCGCACCCCCCAUCUGAUGUUGCCACGGGAGCACACCCUCUACCUGCUAACCUCUGCCCGUGGCUCACUGGGCCUGCACCUGAUUGGUCAGCAGGCUCGUCAAUCCACGGCAACGCUGCUGUCGCUGAUGUCCCGUGGCCAAAUGCUGCUACGGCUCGUCUCCUGCACACGCUCAAACACUCUCCGUCUCGAGUACCCCCCACACACACGCUCACACUCGGACACGCACACACACACUGACACAAACACACACAGCCUUCUGUUGCCAGGUGGGUCUCCUUUUACAGGUGGGGGCUGGGUGCAGCUCGCUUUGGGGUUGGAGGCCCAAAGGGUGGCCCUAUUCACCGACUGCAGAGAGGAAGUGGUAGUGGAGUUGUCACAGCCUGAUGAGGUCAUCAACCUGCGACUGCCACUGGACCUGCAGGUUACCUUUGCCAGUGAGGCAAAAGAGCCCAACAGCAAGUUCAGUGGCUCCUGGCUGACAGCAGAGAUCUCUACCCAUGCAUAUCGGAGGCGUCCAUGGUCUUGUCCAAAUCUCACAGAACCUGUCCCCCCUCCUACACCGAGGAGUGAGACGGUUCUGAUGGAGGGUUCCACUCCUCCCAUCAUGCUCUUGGAUGAGAGUGUGGGCGUGGCUAAUGACCAGCCCCAGCGAGUCGUCCUGGGGGCACCAGGAAGAAGAGUGCAGUCCUCGGCACUCACACCUGUGAAUUCACAGACUGACACACACACCAGCCACGGGGAGCGCAUCAGCAGAUUAGAGGAACGCCUAGAUGGAGUUAGCACCAUGCUGCAGAUGCUUAAGAACCAGAAUCUGGAGCUUACUGAGCGUGUGCGUUACCUAGAGUCGUGUGAGUGUGUCAGGCGUGUGUGUGUGUGGGAGGGUGUUGAGGUGGAAUCAGGAAAGAGCUGGACAACUGACACACACUCUCAGUGCACCUGCACCAAUGGACAGGUCCACUGCACCUCUACUCAAGAGUGUGUGUAUGAUGGUAAAACCUACAGGACCGAAGAGGAGUAUAAACCUGACAGCUGUUCCUCAUGUCUGUGUAAGAAUGGUCAGAUGAACUGCAUUAGGGUGAGCUGCUCCUCACUCCCCUGUCGAGAUCAGAGUAUACCAGAGGGGGAGUGCUGUCCUGUCUGCCGCUCAGGUUGUGAAUAUGAAGAGGCAUGGCAUGAGAACGGAGACGUGUUUGUGUCUCGGGCCAAUCCCUGUGUGAACUGUUCCUGCACUAAUAAUCGUGUGAAGUGUGUUCCCAUCCAAUGCCCUCGUCCUCGCUGUUCAAACCCUUUCCAACCCCCAGGAGAGUGUUGUCCUGUCUGUACAGCCUGUGACCUGGAUGGUCGACCCCAUAACAACACCAUAAUCAGCACACUUGAUGGAUGCCAGACCUGCACUUGUCAGAGUGGGAUUGUGUCCUGUGACGUGAUCCAGCGCUGCACUCAGCGCUGUGUGGAGAGGCGUCUGUGCUGCCGGGAUCUACCUGGACUGGUGCUGCUGGACGGAGUGGCCUUCCCAGAUCCACGGGACAGCUGCAAACGCUGCAUCUGCACUGGGGGGAAUGUGGUGUGUACAGGUGUGUCUUGUCCUACUCUAGAUUGCUCUCUGGUAGAGACCGUUGGAGGAGUUUGCUGUCCACGAUGCAGAAGCUGUGUGUUGGAUGGUAUCUGGCACGAGCAUGGUUCACAAUGGAGUCCAGACAACCCCUGUAGUGUGUGUACCUGUGUGGAGGGGCAAGUUCGCUGUGAGAGGCAGGAGUGUAGCCCCCCCUGCACCUACCCCUCCAGUCCCCGCCCCGGAACAUGCUGCCCUGUCUGCAAUGGUUGUGGUGUAAACGGACUGGACUUCUUAAAUGGUGACCGUGUGCCAAGUGGAGAUCGAUGUGAGGAGUGUGUUUGUGUGAAUGGAGACCUGCACUGUAAGCUCCUCCCCUGCCCAGCCACACCCUGUCCUCAUCCAAUCAAGCGAGCCGGAGAGUGUUGCCCACGUUGUGAGCAGUGUGAGUAUGAAUCACAGGUGUAUGCUGAUGGCCAGACCUUUCCAUCCAGAACAGAUCCCUGUCUAAGCUGUCGCUGUUCGGUAGGUGAGGUGGAAUGUGAUCGCUUGGACUCUCAGUGUCCUGAUAUCCGCUGCACCCACCCAGCUAAACCACAAGGACACUGCUGUGCAUCCUGUGAGAUGUGUGAGUAUGAAAGGCGGCAGUAUGUAGAUGGGAAGGUGUUUACUCCACCAGGAAGUGGUCCGUGUGUUCAAUGCACCUGCAAGAGAGGAAGUGUGAGAUGUCAUAAGCAGAGAUGUCCUCCUGUGUCUUGUGCAAAUCCCAUCAGGGACCCACAACUGUGUUGCCCUGUGUGCAAAGUUUGUUUGUUGGAUGGCGUGGAGCUGGAGGAGGGCUCUGAGUGGAAGACAGACUGUAGCCGGUGUGUGUGUAAGGACGGAGAGGUGGUGUGUCGCUCCGCACACUGUCCCCCCAUCACCUGCCAGCACCCCACUAAAACCAACGGUGAUUGUUGUGCUUCGUGUGACCGCUGCACAUAUAACAACCGUAUCUAUGAGAACAGUCAAACAUUCACUGACCCCGAGAACCCCUGUCAAAGGUGCAUGUGCCAGGAUGGUUCAAUGGAGUGUGUAGUGAUUGACUGUCCCCAGCUCACCUGUUCCAAGCCGUAUAGGACGCCUGGACAGUGCUGCGCUCAGUGCCCAGAUUGUGAUUUCGAGAAUCGUGUGUUUGUGAAUGGUGAGCAGUUCCCUAACCCAGUGCACCCGUGUGAGGACUGUGUGUGUUUGGACGGAGCGGUGGAGUGUAAGAACCACCAGUGCCCCACGCCCACCUGCCAUCACCCACUGCCAGCCUCCUGCUGCCAGAACAACUGUAAUGGAUGUAGUUAUGCUGGUAAAGAAUAUCCCAAUGGUGCAGAGUUCCCUCAUCCAACAGACAAAUGCAGAACCUGCCACUGUAUUAAUGGGAAUGUUCAGUGUCUCAUGAAGAGAUGUCCAGCUCUACACUGCACACUGCCUCACAGCGUACCAGGAGAGUGCUGUCCCCAGUGUCCAGCACCUCCUGCAAACUGUGUGUAUGUGGGUCAGACAUACAUGCACAGCCAGCGCUUCUAUCACCCUACUGACAGCUGUCAGUCAUGCUCCUGCACCAAUGGGACAGUGAGCUGUGUGCGCAAGCCCUGCCCCCCAGCCCUUUGUGUUCAUCCCAUUCAACAAGACUGCUGUCGCACGUGCGACGGCUGUCUGUAUGAUGGGAGAGAGCACCCGAAUGGGGGGGUGUUUGCGGACAUAUCAGACCCGUGUGGACUGUGUGUGUGUCGGGAGGGAACGGUGACCUGUGAGAGGAAACGCUGUCCUAUGGUCACCUGCCCGUUCCCCAUACAGAGAGAGUGCUGCCAGAGCUGUGAUGGGUGUCUGUAUGUUGGAGUGGAGUACCAGAGUGGCCAGGAGUUUGCAGACCCCGCCUCCCAGUGCAACGUGUGUGUGUGUGUGAACGGCAGAGUCAUCUGUAACCCAAAGCCCUGCUACAACCCUGGCUGCACACAUCCAGUAACAUUGCCUGGACAAUGCUGUCCGGUGUGUGAUGGCUGUUCCUAUGACAACACAGUGAUGCUGGAUGGACAGGUGUUCCCAGAUGCAAGAGAUUCCUGCUCUGAAUGCACCUGUCGGAGAGGAUCAGUGCAGUGCUUGAGGAGGGUUUGUUCCACUGCUCACUGCCCCCAUCCUGUUAGCGGCCCAUGUGACUGUCCUGUGUGUGAAGGUUGUGUGUUCCAAGGUGGGGUGUACGUGGCUGGUCAGAGCUUCUCUGCUCCUAAGGCUGACUGUGACGUUUGCACAUGCUCAAAAGGCAGAGUGACCUGUGUUCCUCGAGUGUGUGCAAAGGUGUCGUGUCCUCACCCUGCGUUGGACGGCUGUUUGUGUGGAGUGUGUGAGGGCUGCCGGUUCCAUCAGCGUAACUGUGGCAACGGAGAACGCUUCCCACAUCCCCAGGACCCCUGCCAACGCUGCACAUGCCUGAAUGGCGGUGUGACGUGUGUGUCAGUCUCGUGUCCGGCAGUAGCGUGUGCUCGGCCAGUGACCCCUCCUGGAGAGUGUUGUCCUGUGUGCACAGGUGUGUGUGAGCACCAGGGAAACGUGUAUGACAGCGGGAGCACCUUCAGAGACCCCAAUGACCGAUGCACCACCUGCACAUGCCUAAAUGAAGUAGUGUCAUGCCAGAGGAAACCCUGUGCCAAGCAGUGCACACACCCUGCAGCAACUCGAGACUGCUGUCCAGUGUGUGAGGCGUGUGUGUACGAGAGUCAGCAGUACACACACAAGCAGAGUUUCACACCCCGUUCGCUUCCGUGUGAGCGGUGUGUGUGUCUGAGUGGGAGUGUGACCUGCAUGCCUCGCUCUUGUCCUGUUCUCUCCUGCCUCAAUCCACACACACCACCUGGACAGUGCUGCCCCGUCUGCAAAGUGUGUUCUCAGUAUGGGGUGGAAUAUGCAGAGGGUCAGACAUGGAACCCUGGAAGUGACCCUUGUCAGAAGUGCACGUGUGCCUUUGGUGAGAUAGUAUGUGUGGGUCCUCAGUGUCCUGCUUUGACCUGCAUAAACCAGUUAACGGAUCCAGAUUCCUGCUGUCCUCGCUGCAAAGGCUGUGUGUAUAAAGGCGUGGAGCACCGUGAAGGCAGUGAGUGGUUUGACUCGGGGUCCCCCUGCAUGUCCUGCAUGUGUGUCGAAGGAGUGACCACUUGCUCAGAGCUACGCUGCAUCUCGCCCUGCACACACACCAUCAAUGUACCGGGAGAAUGCUGUCCAGUCUGUGCAGAUUGUAUCUAUGACAACAAAGUGUAUGGACCAGGAGACACCUUCAACCCUGCAGAUGAUCCCUGCCAGAUCUGUGUUUGUGAGGUAAUGCCAGAUGGGGAACAGCAUUUGCGUUGCAUCAGGAAACAGUGCCCCAGUCUGGUUGAUUGUCCAAAGGAAAACAUCCACUUCACCUCGGAUUCAUGCUGCCCUGUUUGUGCGCAGCCCCUCAGUAACUGCACUGCAACACUAAUCGGGAAUGAAGUUUUGGCUACAGACGAUCCCUGUUUCACAUGUCAAUGCAAGGACCUGACAUGGACCUGUAUCCACCAGACGUGUGUGCCCCUCACCUGUCCUCCCCAGGAGCAGUACACCCCCCCAGACUCCUGCUGUGCCGUCUGUGAUGAUUGUCUGAUUGAAGGAGGAAGGGAGAGAGUUUCAAAUGGACACAGCUGGACAGACAGUACCAACGAGUGCAUAACCUGCACCUGUAAUCUGGGCUACAUCGAGUGUGAGAUAGAGGAGUGUGUCCUACCGGUGUGUGAUGAUGGUUGGGUGAGCGUCAAGCCGCCUGGGAAGUGCUGCUACGAGUGCCAAGAUUCAGGAGCAUCGUGUGAGUACCAGGGUGAAGUGUAUGUGAGUAAUGAGCACUGGGAGGUUGAUGAGUGCACCAGCUGUACGUGUGUAUCAGGAGACGUCCACUGCCAAACAGAGAGAUGCCCCCCAACCAACUGUGCAGCUGAUGAGACCCCUGCUCUGAUCCCUGGGAUGUGCUGUCCACACUGCCUGCCCCACCCGGCCACCUGCAUCGUCUUCGGGGACCCCCACUACCGUACCUUCGAUGGCAGGAUGGUUAACUUCCAGGGCGCCUGCACCUAUGUGCUCACUGAGGACUGUCACGGGGGAGACUUCAGUAUUCACGUCACCAAUGAUGCACGUGGUCGAAAGGGUGUGUCUUGGACCAAAGAGGUGACCCUGUUCAUCGCUGACAUCACCGUUAGCCUAUUGCAGAACUGGGUUGUCAUGGUGGACUCUAAGGUGGUCACCCUACCUUACCUGAGAGAGCCGUAUGUUUAUGUGGAGCGUAAAACCAACACCAUUCUCCUGAACACUAACAUCGGCCUGAAGGUGCAGUGGAAUGGUCGUUCCCACCUGGAGGUCAGUGUUCCGGGGACGUAUAAGAAACACACCUGUGGUCUGUGUGGGAACUUCAACAACUACCCGCAGGACGACCUCCGACUCCGCAACGGACAGCUCACAUCCUCAGAGGCCGCCUUCGGCAACAACUGGAGGGUGGACAGUCUGAACUCCAGCUCAUCGUGUGUGUUAGAAGCCCAGGACGUGAACCCGUGCAAGUCUGCCGGUUAUUCUGCUCGCAAAUCUGCCAAUUCUCGCUGUGCCGUUCUGAAGGGUUCCAUGUUCGAGAAGUGCCAUAAGGUGGUUCCACCGGAGAUGUUCUACGCGGCAUGUGUGUAUGACCUGUGCGCGUGCGGAGCCAACAGCGAGGAGUGUUUGUGUGAUGCGCUCGAGGCGUACGCAUCAGAGUGCAGGGAGGCCAGUGUCAUACUGCAGUGGAGGUCAUCCUCACUGUGUGCGGUGGGCUGCCCAGUGGACCGUGGCUUUGUGUUUGACGAGUGUGGCCCGCCUUGUGCUGUGACGUGUGUGACGCGUGACGUGCCCCUGGGCGUGAUCGAGGCCCAGUGCUUCAAGCCGUGUGUGCCAGGCUGCCAGUGCCCUGCCGGCAGAGUUCUCCAUGACAACCACUGCGUCCGCCCUGACAAAUGCCCCAAUAUAAUACACAACACCAACUAAUGCGCGCGCACACACACACACACACACACACACACACACACAUACACAUACAUACACAUACAGCACAAACUCACAACAUACCCAAUAUUAUCUAACACGAACACAUACACAAAACACCACCUCACACACACACACACACACAUAUACAUGCACAUACUGUACAAACACACUCCCACAAAGAUACAGUUUAUCUGGACAUUCACCUAUAUGACAUAUUCCACCACUAACAGUAGCAGAUACACGCAUACACAACAACUGCUCUAACAGACGUGAAGAUACAGUAAAGUGACUGAUUUGAAAUGGUGCUAUGUUAUCCAGCCAGCUGACUGGUCUUCUGUAAAAUACAGUAAUAUGGUGUAAUCUGUGAUGUGCACUUGGGACACACAUGCCUCUGUUGUCUGUUGUCUAAGAGAGUGUGCUAAGACUUCUGGGAUGGUGGAGGACCAAAGACUAUUUGAAUUCACAAUUCACUUGGCUAUAUUCAUGUAUAAUAUUAUUUUUUGAUUUAAAUGCCAGUUGUAUUUUGUAUUUUAUUUUUUAUUUUGUGUAUCAGUGCCUCAUGUCUAUUGUGUGCUGUAUUGUAUGAUAUUGUAUUGCGUAUUGUGUGUGUGUGUGUCUUUUGUACUGUACGUAUUUUAUAGCAACAGCACUAUAUUUUUGGGAACAGUGUAAAAGGUGCACCAGCAGAAUUACUGUAUUGUUACGCAGAACUAUGUUUCCAAAUACACUGAAACUUUUACA
Alosa sapidissima (American shad) is the source of this 8096-nucleotide messenger RNA. Its product is annotated as kielin cysteine rich BMP regulator. Lineage: Eukaryota; Metazoa; Chordata; Actinopteri; Clupeiformes; Clupeidae. Gene Ontology annotation, molecular function: protein binding. The record is from RefSeq and is a predicted model, not a curated record. The transcript is spliced from 51 exons. Bases 537 to 7355 code for a protein of 2272 amino acids.